CGGAGAGAAAAAGGCAUGCAGGAUUAUGUAAACUUUUACACUUCUUACUAAUUUAGCAAAACUCAAAUAUGCUUUCCUGGACACGUCUUUCUUCGUUGUCGCAGAGAAUAGGAUUGCGAUACGCGAAGACUUUAACUAGGGCAUCUAAAAAUACGAAAAAAUCAAAAGAGGAUAAGAAUAAGAACAACACUUGUUCAGAGGUAAAACCACCUCCUGAUUACAUCCAAACCCGACUAGAUUUGUGGAAUAAAUGGAAGGAGUCCUACAAUAAUUGGUUGGCAGCUCAACCAAGUGUAGAUAUUACAAUUACGUUGCCUGAUGGUAAAGAAGUAAAAGGUCAAUCAUGGCGCACAACUCCCUAUGAGAUUGCUAAAGGAAUCAGUCAGGGACUGGCUGAUAACACUGUGAUAUCCAAGGUGAAUGAUGAAUUGUGGGAUAUCGAACGCCCACUGGAAAAAGAUUGCACCAUCAAGUUUUUAAAAUUUGAUGAUGAUGAAGGGAAACAAGUAUUUUGGCAUUCCAGUGCACAUAUUCUUGGAGAGGCCAUGGAACUGAAAUAUGGUGGACACCUUUGUUAUGGACCACCAAUUGAGGGAGGAUUUUAUUAUGACAUGUUCAUUGACGAUGGGCAAGUAUCGAGUAAUGAUUAUAACGCCAUUGAAACUGCUGUCAAGUCAAUAGUGAAAGAGAAGCAACCUUUUGAAAGAUUAGAGGUGAAGAAAGAAGAUCUUUUAGAGAUGUUUAAGUAUAACAAAUUCAAGCAGAGAAUUCUGAAUGAGAAAGUCACCACGCCAACAACUACGAUAUAUCGAUGUGGGUCUCUGAUUGACUUGUGUCGCGGGCCUCACAUAAGGCACACUGGUAAAGUGAAAGCUCUUGCUGUUACCAAGAAUUCCUCCACUUAUUGGGAAGGUAAGGCUGAGGCUGAAUCUUUAAACAGGAUAUAUGGUAUAUCCUUCCCAGAACCAAAACAAAUGAAGGAAUGGAAACAUUUGCAAGAGGAAGCAGCAAAGAGAGACCAUCGUAAGAUAGGCCGGGAACAAGAACUGUUUUUCUUUCAUGAACAAAGUCCAGGAAGUUGCUUUUUCCUACCAAAAGGGGCCCACAUUUACAAUAAACUUAUUGAAUUUAUUAAAGUAGGUGAGAAUAUGUUCUCAUUUCAAUCUGAGAAAGAAACAUUUGCUCUGAAACCAAUGAACUGCCCUGGCCAUUGUUUGAUGUUUGAUCAUCGACCAAGAUCAUGGAAAGAACUACCACUCAGGCUUGCCGAUUUUGGUGUCCUUCAUCGAAAUGAACUGUCUGGAGCUUUGAGUGGCCUAACGAGAGUCAGGAGGUUUCAACAAGAUGAUGCCCAUAUAUUUUGCCGACAGGAUCAGAUAAAAGAAGAAAUCAGUGGUUGUUUAGACUUCUUGAAGAAUAUUUAUGGUAUAUUUGGGUUUAUGUUUAACCUAAAACUAUCCACCCGACCUGAGAAGUAUAUGGGAGCGCUGGAGAUGUGGAAUGAAGCUGAGAAGGUAAGAAGCCACAUUUUAGGAUUUUGUUUCAUUGACAUCACAAUCUUGGAUGCGUUACAGCGGCCGCACCAAUGUGCUACUAUCCAGCUUGACUUUCAGUUACCUCUUCGAUUCAAUCUCUCUUAUAUCAGUGGAGAAGGUGGUGACAAGAAAACGCCUGUGAUUGUCCAUCGUGCUAUUUUUGGUUCUGUUGAGAGAAUGAUUGCUAUCCUUUGUGAAAACUAUGCCGGGAAAUGGCCUUUCUGGCUUUCUCCACGCCAGUCCAUUGUUGUUCCUGUUGCCCCACCAUUUGAUGAUUAUGCUCAACUCGUGAGCAAACAAAUUCAUGAUGCUGGGUUUAUAUGUGAUGUAGAUUUAGAUCCUGGUACUACCAUGAACAAGAAAAUCCGCAAUGCUCAGUUGGCUCAAUAUAAUUUCAUAUUUGUUGUUGGUGAGAAAGAGGUGCAGAAUCUAACUACUAAUGUACGUACCCGAGAUAACAAGGUCCAUGGUGAACAUAGCAUUGUCAACAUCAUUGAACGUUUCAAGGAUCUGAACCAGAGUAAAAUACUUGAUGCUGAAGAAAAAUUCUAGAUCAAUAAAUCAAUAUGUACACCUGUUUUUUUUUUCCUUCACGAUUGCCAAGUUUUGGAAUGGCUCUUUGGUACCAUUCCUUAAUUGAUGUGCCUCUGUUAAACUAUACUCACUGCUUACUGUUUCAUUAUAAAUUCUUCUGGUGGUGCCAUUCUCUAUAUGUCUCCCUUUAUAUAUACAUAUAUGUAUGUAUGUAUGUAUGUAUGUGUGUGUGCAUAUAUAUAUAUAUAUAUAUAUAUAUAUAUAUAUAUAUAGAUACAAAUAUCUACAUAUAUAAAUAUAUGCAAAUAUAUAUGUAUGGAUAUACACACACGCACACACACACUUUAGUCUAUGUACAAGAGCGUUUGGUCAAUAAAAUUCUCUAAAACAUU
Octopus bimaculoides (California two-spot octopus) is the source of this 2461-nucleotide messenger RNA. Its product is annotated as threonine--tRNA ligase 1, cytoplasmic. NCBI's taxonomy places the organism in Eukaryota, Metazoa, Mollusca, Cephalopoda, Octopoda, Octopodidae. Gene Ontology annotation, biological process: threonyl-tRNA aminoacylation. The record is from RefSeq and is a predicted model, not a curated record. Gene Ontology annotation, cellular component: cytoplasm; mitochondrion. Gene Ontology annotation, molecular function: threonine-tRNA ligase activity; ATP binding.